This is a messenger RNA of Oncorhynchus keta (chum salmon), 2865 nucleotides long. It is a transcript of the gene terb2, whose product is annotated as telomere repeat binding bouquet formation protein 2. Gene Ontology annotation, cellular component: nuclear inner membrane. Lineage: Eukaryota; Metazoa; Chordata; Actinopteri; Salmoniformes; Salmonidae. Gene Ontology annotation, biological process: homologous chromosome pairing at meiosis; meiotic attachment of telomere to nuclear envelope. The record is from RefSeq and is a predicted model, not a curated record. The coding region runs from base 254 to 910 and encodes 218 amino acids. The transcript has 7 exons.
ACCGUAAAUUCGAGAACUGGUGUGGAUACUAUAAUAUCGGGGUGAUAAGAGUACCAACCUUUUUUACCGCCAAGAUGUCCAUGCUGCGCUGCUCGCGCCCUCGAAUGGCAACAUCCGGAACGCGGCCGAUCAUAGACGUCAUCCUCACCUUGAAGAUUUGCUCAACAUAAAGGUUUUCAGAUCAACAAGGACAAACAUUUUAUAAAACUUUUUCUUUUUUUUUACUGAAAUCUUUGGACAGUCUUUGCAAAGUAUGUUCACAAAUAGAACAGCAUGGUUCUCAAAUAGUGUGAGAAGAGGAAGCCGUUGGUUUUGGGUAUCUGAGGGUGGCGGUAUUACAAGUUGGGAGACUGCUGACUACCUUUUCAGUGAGGAUGCCACCUGUCCUGAUACAGAACGGAUAUUUGAGAGUGUGGACUAUGCUGAGAACAGGCUAACAGUUUUUCACAGCUUCUAUCUAGCUGCCUGUGAGAAAUGCCACAGUGUCAAGUCAGUGUGCAUCGGUCAUUAUGUGCUGCCUCCAGUCUCUGUCCAGGAGGUGGUGAAAGCAGUGGUUGGGAGAUUCAUUUGGGAGCAGGAGGAUAAUGAAAAGGCUGUUGAUACAGAGGAUUCAGAUGACAGACUGGCAUUGGGCAAUAGGCAGAAGGAAGAGGAAUACAGUGGAGGUUGCUGUGAUCACACAGACAUCAAUAGUUGCCAUGCGGUACCCUUUCUGGAUACUCCGGAUACUCCACAAAGAGAGGGUGCUCUGUGUUGUGAAGUACAACAUUACCCAGUUAAUAACAUGGUUACAGGGUAUGUCAGUAUUGAUGAACUGAGGACUUACUCAGGAGAACUUCAAGACUUCCUACCAGGCCAUUGUGGUUCUUCAGUCUCUAAAAAAAGGCGCUCCACAGUAGAUAUUGCUUAAUGUCAUAUUACAAGGAUACAGAUCACAGGGAUAAUUAAGAGUAACACUUUUUAUUGGAGAAGAACAAAUACACUAUGGGAUGUUAAAUGGAAGAUUUAGCAGGAUCGCUAGACAAUGUUGUCCCUUUUUCACUAUUCACCAUUGUUUUAGUUGUUGAAUUAUAAAAAUAUAUAUAUAUUUUACCUAUUGAAUUAAAGAGUUUACGUACAUAUAUUUUUAUUUACACAGACAUGAUGAGCUAUACAGUGUGUUAUGAAUCAGAAAUAUCUGUCUCUGCUUCAUUCACUUUUCCCAGCAAAAUUAAGUCCAAACCCUGCAUGAAGCAUAGAAAAUCAAAACUAAAUGGUUACCAACACACACACAUAGCACACCUGAACCAGACUGGUUUGCAGUCAAUACUUAAUCAACACCUUGAAGAACAAUCACAAGUUCCAUACUUGAAACAGUAGAUAUUUUGACCCAGCCUUUUGCUUGUUACCUUCCAAUUUAUUUUUAUUUUAUUUAACUAGGCAAGUCAGUUAAGAACAGGUAUAAUGACUGAUAUACAGAGAUGACCGGUUUACAGAGGAGUAUAGAGUGCAGUGGUGUGUCCUAUAAGGAGCAUUGGUGGAAAUUCUGAUGGCCGAAGGGAAUAAGGACAUCUAGCUGCCCGAGAGCACCCUUACCUGCCGAUCUAUAAAUUACAUCUCCAUAAUCUAGCAUGGGUAGGAUGGUCAUCUGAAUCAGGGUUAGUUUGGCAGCUGGGGUGAGCGAUUACAAUAGAGGAAACCAAGUAUAGAUUUUACUUUAGCCUGCAGCUUUGAUAUGUGCUGAGAGAAGGACAGUGUACCGUCUAGCCAUACUCCAAAGUACUUGUAUGAGGUGACUAUCUCAAGCUCUAAACCAUCAGAGGUAGUAAUCACACCUGUGGGGAGAGGGGAAUUCUUCUUAGCAAACCACAUGACCUUUGUUUUGGAGGUGUUCAGAACAAGGUGAAGGGCAGAGAAAGCUUGUUGAACACUUAGAAAGCUUUGUUGUAGAGCGUUAAACACAAAAUCCGGGGAGGGGCCAGCUGAGUAUAAGACUAUCAUCUGCAUAUAAAUGGAUGAGAGCUUCCUACUGCCUGAGCUAUGUUGUUGAUGUAAAUUGAGAAGAGUGUGGGGCCUAGGAUUGAGCCUUGUACUCCCUUGGUGACAGGCAGUGGCUGAGAGCAGAUGUUCUGACUUUAUACACUGCGCUCUUUGAGAGAGGUAGUUAACAAAUCAGGCCAAAGACCCCUCAGAGACACCAAUACUCCUUAGCCGGCCCACAAGAAUGGAAUGGUCUACCAUAUCAAAAGCUUUGGCCAAGUAAAUAAAAAUAGCAGCACAACAUUUCUUAGAAUCAAGGGCAAUGGUGACAUCAUUGAGGACCAAUGAUGUGGUUUGUGUCUGAGUGGUAGUCAUCCCAUUAAAUCCAAGGAUCAGGUCAUCUUCCAGUGACGUAAUGUCAUUGAACUUCAUACUCAUGACUUGAAAACUUGUCAUAUCUGUAGAAAAUAUUUAAUUGAUUAUGCAUCUAGGCUAAUAGUACAACAAUAAUAUUGCGUUUGCUUUUAGCAACUUCUCUCUGCAGAUAUACUGUAAAGAGACUCAAUGAUCAGUUGAAUGCACAUGAAAUCACUGACCUGACAGUGAUUUGGGCCCAUGCUCAAAACUGAUUCUGUCCAAGUUGAUAAAGUUAUUGAUUUAAUCUGGAAGAGCCUUUAGUUCAUUGCCUGCAGGUUCAACCAAUGUAGGUCAGGAGGCAGUUCAGUGAUUGCGUUAUUGUUCAGACCAAGUUUUUGUAACAUGUUGAGUUUUCUGAUGGAGGAAGGCAGCAUCAAUAGACCACAGGCCUCAGCCCACAGCUCUGUCUCACAACCAGGCUGUCAGGUCUCCCAAGGCACAUACAGUGAGGCAAAAAAGUAUUUAGUCUGCCACCAAUUGUGCAACUUA